This is a messenger RNA of Entelurus aequoreus (snake pipefish), 3606 nucleotides long. RefSeq names its product ATP-binding cassette, sub-family G (WHITE), member 8 (gene abcg8). Gene Ontology annotation, molecular function: ABC-type transporter activity; ATP hydrolysis activity; ATP binding. Bases 1467 to 3515 code for a protein of 682 amino acids. Gene Ontology annotation, biological process: cholesterol homeostasis. The record is from RefSeq and is a predicted model, not a curated record. NCBI's taxonomy places the organism in Eukaryota, Metazoa, Chordata, Actinopteri, Syngnathiformes, Syngnathidae. Gene Ontology annotation, cellular component: plasma membrane. The transcript is spliced from 16 exons.
UGUACUGUAUAUUGAAGAAUAAACCUUUACAGUUACAUUUGUAUUUGUUUAUAAAUUGCAACAGUCAUUUCUGAGGGUUCAAAAACAUUAACUUAUGCUUGUAUUAUUUACAGAAGAAAUUACGUUAGUGCAAAUGAGACAUGUACACAAUCACAUUAAUUAAUAUCUUUGUAAAUGCAGAUUUUUUUUUAUAUCAGGCAGGCGUACCUACAGUUAUGUCCAGUGCUGUUAAAAGAAGCGGUCAGUGGAGCACCAGUCUGUCUCUGAUCUUGAAGCUCACUAUGCCCAGCAGUAUUAGUGCAGGAAGGAAGGUGUACAGCAGGACAAAGUCCAGAGUGUAGCGGGACAGAGCCCCAGGGUAGCCUUCAUCGAUGAUCUGAUUGCCCUGAGUGAUGAGACAGUCUCCUGGGAAAGGUCUGGAAUGAUCUAAGAAGAAAAAGGAGCAGCUACUGUGUAUUUUGCAUGUCUUAAAAGUGUCCUCCAUGUAGAGAAGAGCUCACUGCAUGUGAAGUGAAGAUCGUGAAACUCUGUGACGAUGAGGAGCUCACAGCUGUACUUCUGGAACGUCAAGUAGCUCAGCCAUUGGAACACAGUCGGCAUCUGUGCCAUACUUCUGUUGACACAAAAAUAUGCAUUUCCAAUGUGUAGUUGACGCAGGAAUCCUAAAAGUAUUUUUUGUACCGUAGGAAACCAGAGCCCACUAAGAUCCCUGCUAUGUUGAGCAGAGCCACUCCAGUGUUCACCAUGUUUGGGUCUUGGACCACUCCCAACAAAACCACAGUCAGCAGUUCGCCUGGGAGACGUGAAAAAAAUCCCACAAAUCACAUUUAGAGUUCAGAGCGAGGUUGGUGGAUGGUGACGAUGACGAUGCGGUUCCUGCGGGCCAGCUCGGCCAGCAGCACCACAAUCUGAUUGGCCGUCAUGCUGUCCAGGCCUGUGGUGGGCUCGUCCAAUAGGAUCACUCCUGCAAUAACGUCAUAGCCCAUCCGACAAGUACUGACGUGACUUUGGAAAGUCUUCAGGGAACUUGACGAGAUGCACGGUGUGUGUCGGUGGAGGAGGAUUUGAAGAGGAACUCACGGGGGUCCUGUAGGAGCUGGCUGGCGAUGGAGACCCUCCUUCUCUCGCCUCCAGAUAUUCCCGGGAAGAUGCGGCCUCCGAUGACGCUGUGGGCCACAUGACUCAAACUCAGCUCGGCCAUCACUGCUGACACCUGAGGUCAGAGGUGAAAGGGAACUUUGAUCCACGCUUGUAUAAAGAAGGCAGGACGCCGAGUAAAACGACUGGCCGUGUGUCCUCGAACACAGCACGGAGCAGAUGGCAGAACAUGACUUUGGAAGAGCGUGAGAAAAGUAGUUCCUGUGGAGUGAAAAAGCGUAGACGUUAAAGACAAGAAGAAGAGAACGGCGGGGAUGAGAGGUUCAUUCACCUUUUGACCUGCCAAACAUUGAGCUACAUGUUGCAACAUGGUGGACACUGACAGAAGCUUCACUCAGGCCAACGGAUCCUCACAGAAACACAAAGAUGGUGUAACCAAGAGUGUGUUUUCUCUGCAGCAGCAUGCAGACACACAAUUGUUCUCCUCAGAGGAGGACAGCAGUCUGUACUUUACGUACUCAGGCAACUGUAACCAGCUGGAGGUUAACAACCUGCACUAUGAGGUGGACACAGCAGCUCAGAUUCCGUGGUAUGAGAGGCUGUCAGAGUUCAAGUUGCCGUGGGAGAUUAAAGGAGACAAGCAGACAGCCAUCAACAACCUCAGCCUGCGUGUGUGCAGUGGACAGAUGUUGGCCAUUAUUGGAAGUUCUGGCUGCGGUAAAACGUCCUUGUUGGACAUCAUCACGUGUCGAGACGAAGGCGGCGCCGUCACCUCUGGCCAAAUUCUGAUCAACGGUCGACCCAACACGGCCCAGCUGGUGAAGAAGAGCAUCGCUCACGUGCGGCAGGACGACCGCCUUCUUCCUCACCUCACCGUACGCGAGACCCUCGCCUUUGUGGCCAAACUGAGACUGCCCACGCACUUCACGCAGACCCAGCGGGACCAGAGGGUGGACGACGUCAUCGCAGAGUUGCGUCUGAGACAGUGUGCCCACACCAGGGUGGGUAACGACUACGUACGGGGGGUCUCUGGAGGGGAGCGGAGGCGGGUCAGCAUCGCGGUCCAACUCCUCUGGAACCCUGGGAUUCUGAUUCUGGACGAGCCCACGUCGGGUCUGGACAGCUUCACGGCCCACAAUCUGGUGAUCACGCUUUCCCGCCUGGCUCGGGGAAACCGCCUGGUGCUGCUGUCCGUCCACCAGCCUCGCUCUGACAUCUUCCAGCUCUUCGACUUGGUCGUCCUGCUCUCGUCCGGCUCGGCCGUCUACUGCGGCGCCGCCCGGGACAUGGUGCCGUACUUUACGGCGCUGGGAUACCCGUGCCCACGAUACUGCAACCCGUCUGACUUCUACGUGGACCUGAUCAGCGUAGACCGGCGUAGUCCAGAACAGGAGGCUGAGUGUUUGGAGCGAGCCGGGGUGUUGGCACAGCACUUUAUGGACAAAGUCCGAGACACGGAUGAUCACAUGUGGAAGAGCAGCACGUGUCCAACGCUCACUGACAGUUGCCCUGACAAGGCGGCGGAGGAAGAAGAAGAUGCCAUCAUCAUCGCCAAGCAACGAGAGCGUCUACCCGGCAGACUGCAGCAGUUCAACAUCCUCAUCAGGCGUCACAUGUACAACGACUACAGAGACCUGGUCACCCUGCUGGUCCACGGUCUGGAGGCCCUGCUCAUGUCUCUACUAGUGGGUUGUCUCUACUACGGCGCAGGCGAGCAGCGUCUGUCCAUUCAGGACACGGUGUCCCUCCUCUACAUGAUCGGAGCGCUCACGCCCUUCGCCGUGGUGCUGGACGUCAUCGCCAAAUGUCACACGGAGCGAGCGAUGUUGUAUCAUGAGCUGGAGGACGGCAUGUACUCUGUCACCUCUUACUUCUUUGCCAAGGUGCUGGGUGAGUUACCUGAGCACUGCGUCUUCACCUUGGUCUACGCGCUGCCCAUCUACUGGCUGGCGGGCCUUAACGAGGCGACGCUGCGCUUCCUGCUCAACUUCCUGCUGGUGUGGCUGAUGGUGUACUGCAGCCGCUCCAUGGCGCUCUUUGUGGCCGCAGCCCUGCCCACCCUGCAGACCUCCGCCUUCAUGGGCAACUCCCUCUUCACCGUCUUCUACCUUACUGGAGGCUUCGUCAUCAGCCUGGAGAACAUGUGGCUGGUCGCCUCCUGGCUGUCACACGCUUCCUUCAUGAGGUGGGGCUUUGAGGGGCUGCUCAAGGUGCAGUUCAAAGGGAACAAGUAUCCUGUCACCAUUGGGAACUUCACCCUCAACGUGGACGGAAUACAUGUGGUGGAGGCCAUGAACAUGAACCAGUAUCCUUUGUACUCCUGCUACUUGGUGCUGCUGGCCGUCUGUCUGGUCUUCAUGGCGCUUUACUACGUCUGCUUGAAGUUCAUCAAGCAGAAGUCCAGUCAAGACUGGUGAUCCUGCCUGGACACACACACACACACACACACACACACACACACACACACACACACACACACACACACACACACACACACACACACACACA